AUGACCACCAGUAUUGCAUACGGAGAUGACAUCUUUUGCCAGGACAUUGCGGUCCUCGUCUCGGGCGAGUCGAGCCCCCACUCGCCGUCGUCGGGCUCGGAUAGCACCAAGAAGCGUCGUCGGUCCACGAUCCUCGACGAGCUCAAGUACCUUCGCGCCAAGCACGACGAGCUGUCGACGCAGCUCGAACAACUCCAGGCGAUCACGAGCAUGGUGCCCAUCGAAUCGAAGUGGGCCAGUCGAGCGGCCACACAGGCGCAAGCGGCGCAGCAAGCGCUGCACGAAAACGCCCAACUGCAAGGUCUCCUCGGCGACCAAAUGAAGCUGCUGGCGACGCUCCAGCGCGCGUUUGCGCGCCGCCCCAAGCUCUGCGCGUUCUCGGGCAUGGCGCUGUGGAAGCGUGCGUCCUUGGGCCCGACCAACCGGCACGCGACGCUGGACCGUAUCCUCGACGACCACCUCGGCAAGCUCAGCACCGAGUACGUUCGCCGCGACCUGCACACGCACGAAGCAAGCCGUGAGCGGUAUGCGCAUGUCCAACUCGAAGAAGAGAGCGACGAGGCGUCGUUGGUGAUGCACACGACGGUCUGUCACUCGUGGCCAGUGCCGUUUACGCAGCUCGCGGAGCUCUUGUGGGGCAUGAUCACGGCGCCGAUGCCGGAAGAGUGCGGCGUGUCCAGCACGCUCAAGGAAUCGUUUGGGACCGAGAUGACGUACGCGCAUUAUGUUGCCGACAACUUUCCGGCGCUGUUUCCGCCGAUUCAAAGUAGGAUUGCGGCGCGCAAGUACGUGGAAGCGUCCCGAGUCGUGCUCGUAUGGCGUACGAUCCUCGAGGACGCGCUCAUGCCGUGGAACCCGCAGCAGCUCGUCGGCAAUGAAGCUACAUGGAUGGUCGUGAGCGACCAAGGCGACGGCACGUGUCGGUUGCUGACGUACGCGCAGAUGCGACCGCCAGUGCUACCACCCAAUGCAACGGACGAGAGCCUCUCGUUGCCGCCAGGUGUCUUUACCGAGUGCUUUCUGGGUCAUUUUCAACAAGGCGCCGGCAUGUUCGAGGCCCUCAUCCAAAACAAGCUCGCCGCCGCCGCCCCAUAG
Molecule: messenger RNA, 1095 nt
Organism: Saprolegnia parasitica CBS 223.65
Lineage: Eukaryota; Oomycota; Saprolegniomycetes; Saprolegniales; Saprolegniaceae
Exons: 3
Coding region: 1-1095 (364 amino acids)
Source: RefSeq, a predicted model, not a curated record